CACUGGGUCCCAGCCGGAGAUUCUCAACGACACCUGCUGAGUAACACUGACAGGGGAGAGAUCUUAACAUGCUGCUGUGUACUUCUCUGCACAGCAGAGAAAUACACAGCAGCAUGUCUCCCUAGUAAAACACACACAGCACAUGUUGUAAAACACACACAGCACACAGUUAACCCUUUGAUUGUCCCAGAUGUUAACCUCUUCCCGCCCAGUGUCAUUAGUACAGUGUCAGUGCGUUUUAUUAGCACUGAUCACUGUAUUAGUGUCAUUGGGAUGUCAGUGACACCAAGUCAGUUCCCCCCCUAGUGUCAGAAUGCCCGCUGCAGUCCCGCCAUAA
Molecule: messenger RNA, 337 nt
Organism: Staurois parvus
Lineage: Eukaryota; Metazoa; Chordata; Amphibia; Anura; Ranidae
Source: the annotation of a GenBank genome assembly